Molecule: messenger RNA, 1178 nt
Organism: Hibiscus syriacus
Lineage: Eukaryota; Viridiplantae; Streptophyta; Magnoliopsida; Malvales; Malvaceae
Exons: 2
Coding region: 335-1027 (230 amino acids)
Molecular function (GO): S-adenosylmethionine-dependent methyltransferase activity
Source: RefSeq, a predicted model, not a curated record
AAAAAAAAGUACAGAGUUUCAAGAUCUACGGGUACGAAUAGCAUAGGUAAAACUUGAGACUGACACUUGAGUUGUCUAGUCUUUCUGUCUUUGUUUCCGAUCAAUAUCGUGUUCCAUCCGGCGGAUGCUUGUUUCACGUUUACCAAUGCAAGCUGCGCGAGAGAAAUUGCUUGAAACACAGUAUUUUGUGAACAGAAGAGAAGCCAAAAACUGAGAAAUAAAAGUAGCUCUCUCUGCCCUUCUUAUAGAUUCUGUUGUUAUCGGACUGCAUUGUUGAUGGAGAAAUAGGCUGACACACUACUGGGGUGAAUUUCUUGACCGCGGAUUAACUGAAAUGGAAAGAAAAAUACAAAGUUCCCUAAACAAGGUAUCGUUUGUAUCAAUCACCAUAGCCACACUUAUUGCCUUUUCUCUCUUCCUCCAAACCCCAAAAACAAGCAUCCCACCAAGCACUCCCCAAAAGCCUCGCUUGAGGUUCCCUAACUCCACCUGUGACUCUACCCCUCGCCACUAUCUUCCUCUUUCCAAGAAGAAUGCCCGCCUCUGGUCCUCCAAAUCUUGGAUGACCCAGGUCUCUUCCUUUACUGAAUUCUUCACCCAACUGUACCAAAUGAGACUCCUAAAGAAGCACUCCAAAGUCCUCUGUGUCUCUGCUGGAGCCGGCCACGAGGUCAUGGCUUUAUCUAAAAUGGGUCUGGAGAAUGUCAUAGGUGUUGAACUGAUAGAAUCCUUGCCUUUGGUUAGCAGGGCCAAUCCACAUAAUCUUCCUUUCUUUGAUGGGGCUUUCGAUGUUGCCUUUUCUGGUCAUUUGGUGGAGGCCUUGUAUCCUAUGCGGUAUGCAGGGGAGAUGGAGAGGACAGUCAGGAAAGGCGGACUGUGUGUGGUGGUUGUGGAUGAAUGUAGCGAGGAGGAAGUCAAGGAGAUUGCCAGGUUGUUUAGGAAGUCUUGGCUUCUCGGUUCGUCCAAUGUGACCUUGAAUGGAAGGAGAGUAACAACGAUUAUAAUGAGACAUAAAGCUAGUGAUUAAUCAGGUUCUUCGUUUUUAAAACACUGUAGUGGUUUGUAUGUAGUAUUGGAUUCAUGUUCAUUAGUGUAUAUCAGUACAUUUGAAAAUGACAAACAUGGAUGUAAUCUGAGGAAAGAUUGGAGCAACUCUUUUCUUUCCAGUUUUGCAUUGA